AACAAAAAGAAAAAUUUCAUACACCUUCAUGUGAUCUCACCCGCUUUCAUAUAUAGAUAUACACACGCACACGGAAUCCAAAAAUUCUCGAAGAUACCCAUCAAUCAUCAGUGGCUUCACAUAACGCCUUCUGCUCGCGAGUAUGUCUGCAGAAAAUCAUCAAACUCGUCCACUGGCGCCUCCGAAGAUCUACGGCCGGAGCGACGAGGAGCUCGUGCCAGUAUUCAAGCCGAGGCCGCCCUCCUCCUCCCGCGGCAGAUGCAGCAGCAAGUGCCCCGUGUACUUCCUCGCCGUGGUCGUCGUCCUCGCCGCGAUCGCCCUGGUCUUUUCCAUGAUCGUGCUUCGCCCCGCCAACCCCGAGUUCGCCCUGCGCGACGUGUCGGUCAAGUUCCUCAACUACACAAGCGAUGACCAAGCACCGUGGCUGAGUGCGAGGCUCGCCGUGCGGGCGACCCUCAAGAACCCCAACUUCGGCCCAUUCGAGUUCAAGAGCAGCAACUUGACCGUGAGCUACUACGGGACUGUCGUCGGGGAGAAGGCACUGGGUGACGGGACGGUCUGGUCGAGGGAGACGAGGCACGUGGACGUCACGGUCGCGGUCGGGCCAAGCAGGGUAGCCUACCUGAAGAACUUGAGCAGCGACAUGGGCGGCAAGGUGCUGGAGCUGACGAGCUACGCGAAGCUGAGUGGUAGGGUUCACCUGAUCAAGAUCGUGAAGAGGAGGCUGACAUCGGUGUUGAAUUGCACCAUGAGCGUCGGUUUGUCAAACCGCAGAGUCCAGGAUUUGAAAUGCAGAUAGAGAACUUGAUGGUUCUUCAAAAAAACAUUUGGCUUGCCGUUUAUUUUUUAUGAAAAUACGUCUAAAUAGUUCGUGAAUGCCCAUGAAAAGAGCAAGAAAUAUCUGCAAAAAUUUUGCUUUUUUGGCUCGUGUAAUCUUCGUAUAGUUAAAAAAAAAAAAGAAUAAUUGGGCACAUUCUAUGUGUAUGUGCGCUCAUAAAUACAACUAUAAUAAGUAAUUUAAACAAAUAUUUUGUU
Messenger RNA from Rhodamnia argentea, 1035 nucleotides. Its product is annotated as late embryogenesis abundant protein At1g64065-like. Bases 143 to 799 code for a protein of 218 amino acids. The record is from RefSeq and is a predicted model, not a curated record. The transcript has a single exon. Lineage: Eukaryota; Viridiplantae; Streptophyta; Magnoliopsida; Myrtales; Myrtaceae.